Molecule: messenger RNA, 1945 nt
Organism: Tripterygium wilfordii
Lineage: Eukaryota; Viridiplantae; Streptophyta; Magnoliopsida; Celastrales; Celastraceae
Product: glucan endo-1,3-beta-glucosidase 14-like
Exons: 3
Coding region: 149-1351 (400 amino acids)
Biological process (GO): carbohydrate metabolic process
Cellular component (GO): plasma membrane
Molecular function (GO): hydrolase activity, hydrolyzing O-glycosyl compounds
Source: RefSeq, a predicted model, not a curated record
AUAUCCAAGGCAAGCUAACCCAAGAGAAAUUUAUUCAAACAAGCAAAGAAAGGAAUUCAUAGCUUCCCCUGCACCUCUAUAUCACUUCUCUUUCAUUCUCAGUUUGGAAUUCUUAAACCACCUUCUCUCUCUCUCUCUCUCUCUGAACAUGGCAUCAUGGUGUAUCAGAACAGGCUUGAUCCAUGUUUUCCUUCUAUUCUCAAUCACCUUUUCAGAUUAUGGUUUGAUACAAGGAGUGGAUUCUCUUGGUAUCAAUUAUGGCCAAAUUGGUAACAAUUUGCCGUCGCCGGACAAGGUUCUUAAUCUCUUAAGCUCCCUUAAGCUUACAAAAGUUAGAAUCUAUGACACCAACCCACAAAUUCUGACAGCAUUUGCAAAGUCCAAUGUUGAGCUUAUUGUCACAGUUGAAAACCAAAUGUUGUCAACUUUAAUGGACCCUCAACAAGCCCUUCAAUGGGUUAAUACCCACAUCAGGCCUUACGUUCCUGCAACAAAAAUCACCGGAAUCGAUGUUGGCAACGAGGUUUUCACCGGCGACGACACGACACUGAUACAGAAUCUUGUUCCUGCUAUGGUCAGCAUUCAUGCUGCUCUGGUUCAAUUAGGCUUAGGAAACUACAUUAAAGUCUCUUCACCACAUUCACUUGCUGUAUUAGCCAAUUCAUUCCCUCCUUCUGCUGGUAGUUUCAAGAGUGAAGUUUCAGGGGUCAUGAUACAAUUCUUGCAAUUCUUGUUAAGCACAAAUUCACCAUUUUGGAUCAAUGCCUAUCCUUAUUUUGCAUACAAGGAUGAUCCCAAUAGAAUCUCUCUGGAUUACGUUCUCUUCAAUCGUAAUCCUGGGAUGAUUGAUCCCAUCACAAAAUUACACUACGACAACAUGCUUUAUGCACAAGUAGAUGCAGUUCUAUUUGCCAUGGCAAGGUUGGGUUUCAAUAGGAUUGAAGUUAGAGUCUCUGAGACCGGGUGGCCAUCGAAAGGCGACGCGAAUGAAGUCGGUGCCACCGUACAGAAUGCAGCGGCAUACAAUAGGAAUAUACUGAGAAGACAAUUAGCUAAUGAAGGUACUCCUCUGAGGCCUACCAUGAGGCUUGAAACGUAUCUGUUUGCUCUGUUCAAUGAGGAUAUGAAGCCCGGACCGACAUCGGAGAGGAACUAUGGUCUUUUUCAACCAGACGAAUCCAUGGUUUACAAUGUUGGUCUCACUGCCUUGAUCUCACAUCCUUCAUCAACAUCAUCUGCCACCAUUUCUCUUACUUCCUCUGCUACUAAGGCUGCAAACAAGGAAUAUCAAAGCUGGUCGAUGUUUGUGAUUUUGCUGACCCUCCAAGUUUUUAUGAGAAGACCAUAUUAAGCAAAAAUGGAAUCCCUACGUGUAAAUAUAUUGCCUUAUCUUCUGGUACGUAAGAAAAAAAUUGAUCAUUGCUCUCCUCUUUGCAUUUUCAAACUUGAAGAAGGAGGAGAAAACACCCAUUAGCCUACCUGACACAUACUCCAUAGGUUCUAUUUAGGGAAAUAUACAACUAGACACUUUGAAAUUUAGUCGGAUUGCAUAAGAACAGGCUACCCACAAUAUAUAUUAAAUUUAUGCAAUCAGACUAAAUUUCAGGGAUCUGGCUGGUUGGAUAUGACCUGAGUUGAUCGAAUGAGAAUAUUUCAUUGACAGUAGUAACCCCACAACGAAUCUCAACCGUCAAUCUAGGAGUCUCAUCAGUCCGAAGAAGAUUAGCAUUAUUUUUUUUUUCUUGUUUGGAAGCCACUAUUAUAUAUAUGUUGUAGAGGCAUUGUUUUAUGAUCUUUUCUUUAUUGUUACUUUUAUGAAAUGAUAGAACAAAUUUAUGUAAACAUUGUCUGUCCAAGAGAGCUAGAAUAGUGAAAGAAUGCAUGAGAUCUCUCUCCCUCAUUGGUUACAAUGAAAGCUGUGGUCAACUUUUGGACGUGGAAUCCA